Molecule: messenger RNA, 660 nt
Organism: Phycodurus eques (leafy seadragon)
Lineage: Eukaryota; Metazoa; Chordata; Actinopteri; Syngnathiformes; Syngnathidae
Gene: nkx2.7
Product: NK2 transcription factor related 7
Exons: 2
Coding region: 1-660 (219 amino acids)
Biological process (GO): cell differentiation; regulation of transcription by RNA polymerase II
Cellular component (GO): nucleus
Molecular function (GO): DNA-binding transcription factor activity, RNA polymerase II-specific; RNA polymerase II cis-regulatory region sequence-specific DNA binding
Source: RefSeq, a predicted model, not a curated record
AUGACGCGUCCCAGCUCGUCGACACCGUUUUCAGUCAAGGAUAUUUUGAAGCUGGAACAGCAGGGUGGCUUUAAAAAUGAGGUUCUGAUGGCUGACCAAGUGGCUCCAGUGCAUCUUCACAACAUGCACGAAACUCAAAAGGAGCUUUUCACACACGACGCAGCGGUGGAGGAUGACAUGAAGAAACAUGAAACUUGUGUGCAGAGCGAAGGAGGUACCAAAGGAGGUCGGUCCUCUCGCAGGCCACGCGUGCUCUUCUCCCGGGCUCAGGUGAGCGAGCUGGAGCGUCGCUUCCGCCGGCAGCGGUACCUGUCGGCGGCGGAGAGGGAGCAGCUGGCUCUUGUCAUCAAGCUCACGUCCACCCAGGUCAAGAUCUGGUUCCAGAACCGCAGGUACAAGUGCAAGCGCCAAAGUCAGGACAGGAAUCUGGAGCUGGCACCCAAGAGGGUGCCCGUGCCGGUACUGGUCCGCGACGGGAGGCCGUGCGGGGCAACCUCGCUUUUCCUGCCUGCUCACGAUGCAACUUUGGGCCAUUAUAACAACAUGGUUGGAUAUGGGAACAGUGGAGUGUAUGGUUGGAGUUAUCACAGUGUGUCUGCUGAUGUCAAAAACACAGAGGGGGGCUUCAUGUGUGCACUGGAGGCUCUCAGAGGCUGCUGA